AUGCGCGCACGCACACGCGGGGCGAACGGAUGCGCUUGGCCGUCAACAAACCACAACUUCCUCCGUUGCUACGCACCUGGAAAUAUCAUAUUCCUUCGACGCGACCUCCGGGAACUCUGGGAGACAAACCGCUUAUUGAUAAUACCCCAUCCUGAUCAUUUGCAGAAGCUUAAGUAUUGCCCUGUGUCGGGUACCAUCUCAUCCCGCAAGACAUGUUGGUGGUGCAGCGGUCGCUUGCUCAAUUUCUGGCCUGCUCGGGAUAUCAUCAGAUGGAGAUGGGCAUUCAGUUCAUGCCAUCCGAACGAUCGAACGCAGUAUUGUUCUCCUCUGUUGGAUGACGAAACUGUCCGCUUUUGUCGCCAGUUCCGGCCAAUCCUCUUAGGGAUUAAGAGGAGAUGUUUUGGCGACACCAGUGCGAGCAGCCAGGAUUACAUCGGAGACGCUGAACGGGAAGUCGGCAUUCGACCCCCUGCAGAAUUUGAGGAUGCAGAGAUGCUCGCUUAUCGACAAGAGCAAGCUGGCGAUGUGCAGCCUGUUGUGCAAAAGUGCAUUCCCCUACAAUAUCCAUGGUUCUCGGGAUAUCGGCUACAGAAACAUCGGUCGAACCCUAAGUUCGACCUGGUUAUUCAUUCAAGUCUCUGCUCCUCCUUGCUUGGGGUAGUGGUUGUUGACUUUUGGUCAACCUGGUUCCUUUGGGACUACCAGCUCUCACAGGAUCACUGCUCCUCCAGUACGACUGAGCAGAUUUCUGCUUCGUCACCUCCACCAAAAGGGCUUCCAUAUACCCUCAAAGCGGCACCUGGUGUCGCGCCACCGGUCCAAACCCGUAGGUCAUCGCCCAUCAAGAACUCGUUAGCUACUACCAGAGACACCCACCCACUCACCCAGAAGACAUAUUCACCAUCCUACGGAUCGACGUCGAACCUACGCAAACAGCAGAAAGUGCACAGUCACCCAUCAACGAACAACCACUCGAACUCCCUGAAGUUCACUCCACCCGCACCAACCAAUGCACCGGUUGAAGUCCCUAUGGCAAUGUUCACUCAAGAAGACAUCAAUCAGCGCAUCGCUGUCACCCUCACAGCAUACCAAUCCCAACAGUCAACGGCCAACCGACCCCUUCACCUCGACAUUCCCGCUCCCGAACCCUUCAGCGGAAAAGCAGAGGACCUCAGACGCUUUAUCCAAUGCAUCCUCUCCUACUUCGUCGCCACCAACAACACCCGACUCAGCGAUGAAGCAAAGAUUGCCUUCACUGUAGCGCUGAUGAGGAAGGAUCUGGGGAAAACAUGGGCGGACACGUAUUACGAAAAGUCAGCAGGGGGAGUCCAGGUCUAUUCCACUUGGGCAGACUUCGUUGCCGCUCUAGAAGAGGUGUUCCCUGAGCACGGAACGCGAAUCAAGGCACAUCAAAUCCUGAUGAAACUACCUGAACGACAGAAGGAUAGGAAGACGGCGCUCUCCCUCGGUAACUACGUCACCCGCUUCGAGCAGCUAGCAUCAAAGGCUCAGCUCAAGGACACCGAGGUCAAUGGCACCAACUGCAUCGAGAACGACUACCACACUCUCCAUGCCAACUUCGGGGCUCUCGUCAUCACAGACACCAGGGACUAUGGCGAACCAAUGGAUAUCGACGCCGCUGCCGUCGCAUCAACCUUCGCCUCCACAUCGGGAGGAAGGAAAUGGGAACUAGGAGCCGUUCUCAACAAGGCCGAUCAGAAGCUCCACAGGGACGGGAACCUGUGCUUCUACUGCCACAUCAAGGGCCACAGUGCCAAGGAUUGCCGCAAGAAAGCGGCCGCACGACAAGGGGGUGGGAGGCCGAACCAGGGAGGAUCUGGGAAGGACGACUUCUGCGCCAGAAUCAAGACACUCUCCGCUGACGAAAAGCGGGAGUUGUAUGAAGAACUUAUGAUGGAGGAUUUUUGA
This is a messenger RNA of Postia placenta MAD-698-R-SB12, 1929 nucleotides long. RefSeq lists its product as hypothetical. The record is from RefSeq and is a predicted model, not a curated record. Gene Ontology annotation, molecular function: nucleic acid binding; zinc ion binding. The transcript has 10 exons. Bases 1 to 1929 code for a protein of 642 amino acids. NCBI's taxonomy places the organism in Eukaryota, Fungi, Basidiomycota, Agaricomycetes, Polyporales, Adustoporiaceae.